Quercus robur (English oak) is the source of this 1768-nucleotide messenger RNA. Its product is annotated as purple acid phosphatase 18. The transcript is spliced from 5 exons. Gene Ontology annotation, molecular function: metal ion binding; acid phosphatase activity. NCBI's taxonomy places the organism in Eukaryota, Viridiplantae, Streptophyta, Magnoliopsida, Fagales, Fagaceae. The coding region runs from base 99 to 1406 and encodes 435 amino acids. The record is from RefSeq and is a predicted model, not a curated record.
AAGAAUCAAAAUGAUUCCAGUACCACACUAUAUAGCAAAGCCAAAAGCAGCUGAGAGAUUUUCAUUUGCUUUUGCUUUUGCUGGGAGAGACAAAAACCAUGGAGCUGAUGAAGCUAAUUACAGUAACUGUCUCUUUGUUCAUCUCAGUAACUGUCAUAACUGCCGACUACGUUCGACCUCAGCCUCGCAAAACUUUGCAUUUCCAGUUGAACCCUAAGCCUUCCUUUUAUCCUCAGCAGGUGCACAUAUCUUUGGCUGGAGAUGAGAGCAUGCGAGUGACAUGGGUCACUGAUGAUGAUUCUUCUCCUUCAGUUGUUGAGUAUGGGACAUUGCCCGGGAGAUACAGUUCUGUUGCUCAAGGAGAAAGUACCUCUUAUAAUUAUCUAUUCUAUAGCUCAGGGAAGAUACACCACACUGUCAUUGGGCCUCUGGAACAUGACACAGUUUACUUUUACCGAUGUGGAGGACAAGGUCCUGAGUUCCAACUCAAGACCCCUCCAGCUCAAUUUCCAGUUACUUUUGCUGUGGUAGGGGAUCUGGGUCAAACUGGCUGGACCAAAUCAACACUAGACCACAUUGACCAGUGCAAGUAUGAUGUGCAUCUGCUUCCUGGAGACCUCUCAUAUGCUGAUUACAUGCAGCAUCGGUGGGACACAUUUGGUGAGCUGGUGCAGCCCCUAGCAAGUGCAAAGCCAUGGAUGGUUACAGAAGGGAACCAUGAACAGGAAAACAUACCAUUGUUAAAGGAUGGGUUUGAAUCCUAUAAUGCUAGAUGGAAGAUGCCUUUUGAGGAGAGUGGAUCUAGUUCGAAUCUUUAUUAUUCUUUUGAAGUUGCAGGUGUUCAUAUUAUCAUGCUUGGUUCAUACACAGAUUAUGACGAGCAGUCGGAUCAAUUCAGUUGGCUGAAGGCUGAUCUUUCAAAGGUGGACCGGACAAAGACACCAUGGCUGCUUGUUCUAUUCCAUGUUCCUUGGUAUAACAGUAACAAGGCUCAUAAAGGUGAAGGUGAUGGCAUGAUGGCAGCCAUGGAAUCCUUGCUUUAUGCUGCCAGUGUGGAUAUGGUACUUGCUGGUCAUGUACACGCAUAUGAACGCUCGAAACGUGUCAAUAAUGGAAGACCUGAUCCUUGUGGUGCUGUCCACAUUACCAUUGGUGAUGGUGGAAACAGAGAAGGUUUAGCUCAUGGGUAUAUAAACCCACAGCCUGAAUGGUCAGUCUUUCGUGAAGCAAGUUUUGGUCAUGGUGAACUCAAGAUUGUGAAUUCAACUCAUGCCUUCUGGAGCUGGCAUAGGAAUGAUGACGACGAGCCUGUAAGGUCUGAUCAGGUCUGGAUAACAUCGUUGGUCAAUUCAGGAUGUGUUUCUGAGAAGAAAAAUGAACUGAGGGAUAUACUUAUGGCACCUUAGAACUUGUAAUCUGUGUACUGUUGGCUUCACCAGAUUAGGGAAUGCCGCCCGCCGCGGGGGGGGGGGGGGGGGGGGGGUGGGUUGGUUGGUGAGUUUCUCUUGUUAAAGAGUCACUGUAAAUAUUGCGUAAUACAAUGUUACUAGUUUUGUUAAGACCGGUAGUUGCUGGUUAAAUAAUUGGAACACUGUCGUCUUGUCUGCGUGAUUCUUCUUAUGUGUGUUUGUGUGUUUCAAGGGCUGAGACUACAUUCACCGAAUCCAAGCAGCCACAGUCUUGUUUGUAUUUUACCAGUAACUCAUAUUGAUUGUAUAUUGACUGCAAUCUAUUGCCAUGUAUAUCAUAGAGGUCAAUUUCAAGGUUA